Messenger RNA from Thelazia callipaeda (thelaziosis nematode), 1170 nucleotides. NCBI's taxonomy places the organism in Eukaryota, Metazoa, Nematoda, Chromadorea, Rhabditida, Thelaziidae. The record is from the annotation of a GenBank genome assembly.
AUGAUUUGGAUAUUCGAGUAUGUUGUGCCAAAGCAUUAUGGAUUGGGUGAUGAUGUUUUAGCAUACGCUUUAGGAGUAUUACUUCGUGUCCUCGCUUUUUUUUAUUGUAUCGAUUUCUUGAAAAAGAGACCAGAAUUAAAUGUUCCACAGAAUUCAUUUCGAAGGCUUGUCGAUGGGGUGAACAUGUUAAGAGAUGGCUUUUCACCAUACAGCGGUGAUAUGCCACCUGUCAUCCUUAGCUUAUUCAGUGCAGUGAUCGAUCAUCCGCUUUUCUUGUUGGGAUUUUUUGUGAUCAUCGACGUGGUAACUAGUGAAAUUUUGUAUAUGAUAGCAAUGGUUCAUUUAAAAAAUCAAAAAAAUGACGCAAAAGAUGUAAAGCAGAUAGCUAAUUUUGUUUAUAUUCUCAAUCCUAUUUCUAUUGCUACUUGUGCUGUCUUCAGUUUAUCAGUUAUUUACAAUCUUAUUACUGCUCUUUUAAUCUUGGCAUUUGUAAAUGGUUGCUUGCUGUUCAGCACAAUAUUCUGCAGUAUUCUCAUUCAUUUUUCACUGUAUCCAGUUAUUUAUUUGUGCGCUUUACUUGUCAGAUUUUCAAAACUCCAACAACGUUUGCUGAUCUUCAUAUUUUCAAUCAUCUCGCUUACAUCUCUGAUGUUUUUAAAUUAUUAUCUAAAUGGAAGAAGCUGGGAUUAUGUUGAUUCCACAUUGGAUGUUCGUGAUUUAACGCCAAAUGUUGGCAUAUUUUGGUAUUUUUUCAUUGAAGUUUUCGAUCAUUUUCGAUGUUUUUUUCUGUGGGUGUUCCAAGUGAAUAUCUUUGUCUAUCUAAUUCCGUUAUCGCUAACUUUAAGAUCCAGUGCUUUUCUUCUUCUUCAUCAGUUAAUGAUACUCACUUCUGUAUUUUCUUCAUAUCCAACGAUGGCUGACAAUUUUCGUUGGGGACUGAUUAUUGGUGGAGCAUUAUCAACUACAAUGGUUCUAGCACCAGUCAUGUGGCAGAUGUGGGUAAUAACUGGAUCAGGAAAUGCGAACUUCUAUUUUGCAGCUACUCUGAUUUAUUCCGUGGCCCAGAUUCUGCUGCUAACUGACCUUCUUUAUGCACACUUACGACUGAAAGUUACAACUGAAAGAGGGAUAGUUGACGAGAACAAGGUUGCAACACUUGUUCUGAAAUAA